AUGAACACUAUUACAGACUCGGAUGAUUACACCACUGAUGAAGGGAAAAGAAAAAGGGGUGAUACGGAAGAAAUUUUUAAGAAAAGUAAAAAAUUGAGUAAAUCCCCAAUCAAAGUGGUGCAAUCGAAGGAAGAUAUUAUGACACAAAUGAUGGGGCUUCUAACAACUACGGAUGUUAAGAAAAUUAAACAAAACCAGGCAGAAUGUGGAAAAGAUGUGAAUGCAUUGUAUGAGGAAAUAAAACAACUGAGAAAAGAACAAAAUGAAUACAAAAAAGAGGUAAACAUUCUUAGAGAGGAAAACGAACAGGUAAAGAAAGAAGUGGAACAGUUAAGACAGAAAAUCACCAUAUCUAAGGGUAUAAUAGAGAAAACGGAAAGUGAAAAAAAGAAGAAAAAACAUUGUUAUACAAGGAUAUCGCUUACAUAUGGCAAAACAGCAAAUUUGCGAGAAAAGAUGGUGAGCUUUAUUGGAGAAAAAUUAAAAGUAGCAGUAACAGUCAGUGGAACCAGAAAGUUAUCAGAAAAGGUGUAG
This is a messenger RNA of Acanthoscelides obtectus, 534 nucleotides long. The record is from the annotation of a GenBank genome assembly. NCBI's taxonomy places the organism in Eukaryota, Metazoa, Arthropoda, Insecta, Coleoptera, Chrysomelidae.